AUGAAGCUCAAGCGGCGACGCGCGGUAGAAGUGCCUCCAAAUAUAAAAUCUUUCAUCAACAGUAUUACCACCGUUCCUCUUGAGAAUGUAGAAUUGCCGCUGAAGAAUUUUGCAUGGGAAUUCGACAAGGGGGAUUUCCAUCACUGGGUGGACCUUUUCAAUCACUUUGAUUCUUUCUUUGAGAGUUAUAUCAAAUCAAGGAAAGAUUUGCAUCUUGAAGAUAAUUUUCUUGAUGUGGAUCCCCCAUUUCCUCGAGAAGCAGUCCUUCAAAUUCUCCGAGUAUCAAAACUAAUAUUGGAAAAUUGUACAAAUAGACACUUCUAUAUUUUUUUUGAGCAGCAUCUGUCUGCCCUUUUAGCAUCUACAGAUGCAGAUAUUAUUGAAGCAAGCUUGCAGACAUUAAUGGCUUUUGUGGACAAGUCAGUUGGGAAAAGCUCAAUACGCAGUGCGUCUCUCGCUUCAAAGUUAUUUGCCUUCUCUCAAGGUUGGGGUGGAAAAGAAGGUGGCCUUGGAUUAAUAGCAUGUUCUCUGCCCAGUGUAUCUGAUCCAGUUUCCACUGAGGUUGGCUCCACUCUCCAUUUUGAGUUCUAUCGUGCUGCUGAUAAAUCAGAAAAAUCCCAGUGUCUAGAGAAUGAGAACAGGUUGGAAGUAAUUCAUUUAUCAAAUGUCAAUACUUGCAAGGAGACAGAUCUUGAAAUACUAGACAGAUUAAUCAAGGAUUACAGUGUGCCACAAGCUUUAAGGUUCCCUCUUCUUACAAGACUGAGAUUUGCAAGGGCAUUUGACACUUUAACAUGUCGACACCAGUAUAUCUGUAUCUGCCUGUAUGCCUUUAUUGUUCUUGUCCAAGCAGGCCAUGAUUCGGAAGGUCUAUCAACAUUUUUGAGCAACGAACCAGAGUUCAUUGAUGAGCUGUUAUCACUGCUUAGCUACGAGGAUGAGAUACCAGAAAAAAUUAGGAUACUGGGAAUCCUUUCAUUAGUUGCACUGUGCCAAGAUCGAUCUCACCAGCCUACUGUAUUGUCCUUAGUAACUUCUGGUGGUCAUCGUGGUAUCCUUCCUAGUCUCAUGCAGAAGGCAGUGGACUCUAUCAUCAAUGGUUCUAUGAAAUGGUCCAUAAUAUUUGCCGAAUCACUUCUCUCGCUUGUAUCAAUGCUGGUAUCAUCAACACCAGGUUCUCUAGCUUUACAAGAAGCAGGCUUUAUACCCACUAUUUUGCCUCUUCUCAAAGACACAAACACACAGCAUUUACAUCUAGUUAGUACAGCACUGCAUGUCAUUGAGAGCUUCCUGGAUUAUCACAAUCCUUCUUCAGCAUUGUUCAGAGAUCUAGGUGGACUAGAUGACACUAUUGCUCGUCUUAAGAUAGAAGUAUCUCAAGUUGAGGUUGUUUCAAAAAAAUUUGAACAGUCUCAUUCGAACAAUAAAGGAAAAGAGGUUGAAAGCUGUCCACCUGUGCAAGAUAUACAGCCUUCAUGUUCUGAAUCCUUGAUUUUGUAUCAUAGGAAGAACUUAAUGAAAGUUUUACUACGUACAAUAUCUCUGGCAACAUAUGUGCCCGGUAGUUCUGCUCGUGUUGAUGGUUCAGAAGAGAAUGUGUUACCCCCAUGUUUAUGUAAGAUUUUUAAGAGAGGCAAGGACUUUGGUGGUGGUGUUUUCUCACUUGCUGCAAGUGUUAUGAGUGAUCUCAUACAUAAAGAUCCAACAUGCUAUACUGUUCUUGAUGCAGCUGGUUUGCCACAAGCAUUUCUUGAUGCCAUAAUGGGUGGUGUACUUUAUAACUCUGAUGCAGUCUCAUGUAUACCACAGUGUUUGGAUGCAUUGUGCCUGAACAAUAAUGGUCUUCAAUUGGUAAAGGACCGCAAUGCUUUAAGAUGUUUUGUGAAAAUCUUUACCUCUAGAUUAUAUCUGAAAGCUCUUAGUGGUGACACAACGGGGGCCUUAUCAAGUGGACUUGAUGAAUUAAUGCGUCAUGCAUCAUCAUUACGAUCCUCUGGAGUUAGCAUGUUUAUUGAAAUCUUGAACACUAUUUCUAAAGUAGGGUGUGGUGGAGACUCUAUUUCCUGUAAGGAAUCUGAUAAUUCCUCUGCAGCUGUUCCCAUGGAUACUGAUGUGGAGGUAGCUACAACACAGAGUGAGGGUGUACCUCCUGAGGUAGGAUGCUCAGUCAAAACAGUUGAUGCUCCUCUAGAUGCUUUGACAUCAUCAUCCAUUGAGUUAUUUCUUCCUGAGUGCAUAUGCAAUGUUGCUCGUCUCCUUGAAACUGUUCUGCAAAAUACUGAUACAUGUAGGCUAUUUAUUGAGAAAAAAGGCAUUGAAGCUGUACUUCAACUCUUUAAGUUGCCAUCAAUACCUGUAUUUGUUUCAAUUGGUCAGAGUAUUUCUGUUGCAUUCAAUAACUUCUCACCUCAGCAUUCUGUUUCUCUUGCACGAGCAGUGUGCUCAUUCUUUAGAGACCACCUUAAAAUGACCAAUGAAUUGUUGGGUUCGAUCUCUGGAACUAAGCUGGUUGAUAGCGAACCUACAAAGCAAUCAGCUCUUCUGAAGUCACUUUCUACCCUUGAAGGGCUUUUGUCUCUUGCAAAUUUUCUCCUGAAGGGAACUACCAUUAUGGUCUCAGAACUGGCUUUUGCUGAUGCUGAGAUAUUGAAGGAAUUGGGGAAGGUUUAUAUUGAAGUCACAUGGCAGAUAUCUUUACUCAGUGAUUCUAAGGUGGAUAAGCAAGAGGCAGAUCAAGAUGAUUUGGCUGGGGAUGCUUCAAUUUCUGAAAGGGAUAGUGAUGAUGACACAAAUACAGCACCAUUUUCAAGAUAUACGAAUCCUGUUUCAGCAAGGGCUUCUUUAUCACCCUGGAGCAUGGAGCAAGAUUUUGUUUCAACUGUGCGAUCCGCUGCCAAUAUGCACCGCCAUGGUCGACACUCAUUAUCCAGGAUAAGUGGGCGCCUAAAUGGAGCGUUGGAUGCAACAAAUACUGAUUUGGAUGGUCCUUGUUUUCCAGCAGAGACAUCAAGGAGUCAUGAUGCUCUAAAGAAAAGCCCUGAUGUUGUUGUUUCUGAACUUCUGACGAAAUUUGGCUAUACCAUGCGUUCCUUCCUUUCUAGCCUUGUCAAAGGAUCAGCGGCUCGGCGUCGGGCUGACUCUAACCUUAACCCAGCUUCGAGAAGUCUGGUGACUGCACUAGCGCAAAUUUUCCUUAGUGCUCUUGGUUUCUCUGGACAUUCUACUGCAGGUUUUGAGAUGUCUUUAUCUGUGAAAUGCCGUUACCUUGGAAAGGUUGUGGAAGACAUGGCUGUGCUUACAUUUGACAGCAGACGUCGCUUAUGCAAUUCUGCACUCGUUAAUAGCUUCUAUGUGAAUGGAACAUUCAAGGAAGUUCUAACGACCUUUGAAGCCACCAGUCAGCUACUAUGGACACUUCCUUUCUCUGUCUUGGCUGCUGCCUCAGAUCAAGGUUCCUCUGUUAGUGAGAAGGUGUCUCACAAUUCCUGGCUGCUGGAUACAUUACAGAGUUACUGUAAAUUUCUAGAAUAUUGUGUGAACUCUACAUUCUUAUUGUCUCCAUCCUCUUCUCAUAAUCAGCUUCUUGUCCAGCCUAUUGUAACUGAGCUGUCAAUUAAUCUAUUCCCUGUGCCUUCAGAUCCAGAAUCAUUUGCUCGCAUGCUCCAAUCUCAAGUUCUUGAUGCAGUUCUUCCUGUUUGGAAUCAUACAAUGUUUCCUGGGUGCAGCCCAGCUCUUGUUACCUCCCUGGUGUCAAUUAUGAACAAUAUAUGCUCUGUUGUUGGAGAUAUGAAGCAAAGCCGCAGUAGUGUUGGAGUUGCCAACCAGCGUGUUACUAGCCCCCCUCUUGAUGAAUCUGCUAUUGCUACAAUUGUUGAAAUGGGAUUUUCAAGGGCUAGGGCAGAAGAAUCUCUUAGAAGCGUCAGAACUAACAGCGUGGAGAUGGCAACAGAUUGGUUAUUCAGCCAUCCAGAAGAAUUUGUUCAGGAAGAUGUGCAGCUAGCACAAGCGUUAGCUUUGUCACUUGGAAGCUCCAUUGAAACACCCAAGGAGGAUGGGAGCCAUAAGAAUGAUACAGCCAUUGCUGAAGAAAAAAGUGUAUUUGUGCUCCCUUUGGAUGACAUCCUUACUGUAUCAACAAAGCUUUUCCGCUCUAGUGAUUCCACCAUGGCUUUCCCAUUGACUGACCUUCUAGUGACACUAUGCAACCGGAAUAAGGGUGAAUACUGCAAGCGAGUAGUACUGUAUCUUUUUGAGCAACUAAGAUGUUUUUCGUCAGAUACCACGGGUGAUAUGGGCGCUUUGUAUUCUGUUUCUCAUUUGUUGGCUUUGCUUCUGAGUGAAGACUGUGGCAUACGUGAAAUUAGUGCCGAAAAUGGUGUCAUCUCCCAAGUUCUUAACAUGUUAGAAAGUCUUAAAUCAAGGACAGACCAGACAGAUCAGACUUGGAAUUCUAUCAGUGCUCUGUUGCUUAUAUUGGAUAACAUGCUACAAUUUAAUCCAAAACUCUAUAUGGAAACAAUGGAUGGUAUAUCCAAGUCAAUUUCUGAUGCAUCCAGUGCUGACAGUAAGGCAAAUCCAUUACCAACUGCUGAAAAUGGAACUGAAAUUAUUGAUUCAGCAGAUGAUGCAAGUGCUAAUGUCUUUAAAAAGGUUUUGGGGAAAUCUACUGGCUAUUUGAAUGAUCAAGAGAGCCAAAAGGCACUGGUUUUCUGCUGUGAAUUCAUUAAGCUAUGUGUGCCUGCAACAGUUAUGCAAGCUGUGCUUCAGCUCAGUGCUCGCUUGACAAAAACACAUGCUCUUGCUGCCCACUUCUUUGAAAGUGGUGGGUUAGCAUCUCUUUUAAAUCUCCCAGGCACUUGCAUCUUUCCUGGCUUUGAGACCUUAGCAUCUGCCAUUGUGCGCCACCUCAUUGAGGAUCCCAAGACCUUGCAGAGUGCCAUGGAAUUGGAGAUACGACAGUCAUUAAGCUGUAACUUCAGUCUGCCAAUUGGAUUAUACAGGAGGGAGAAUGAAUGUAGUGUUGUUGAAGGACAAGGAGAAAGACAGGGAGAAACAAAAGUUCCUGUAACAGAAAGUGGUGUGCCAUGUAAUGAGCCUGUUCGGUUGAUUGCUGAGGUUAAAUCAGUUGAUACACCAAACAGAUGUUCACGGAACCACAAAAAGGUUCCUGCUAGUCUUUCUCAAGUGAUUGAUCAGCUUCUUGAGAUCAUUAUGAGCUAUCCAUCUGCAAGCAAAGAACAUCGGUUUGAUGGUUACUCCCUGUUGACUCCAAUGGAUGUUGAUGAACCAAAUACGAAGGGCAAAUCUAAAGUUGAUGAUGGCCAAGAGCUGGAUGGUGAUGCCCUCUCUGAGAGAUCUGCCUUGCUGUCAAAGUUUGCAUUUGUCCUUAAGUUGAUGAGUGAAAUACUCCUCAUGUAUGUGCAUGCAGUAGGGAUAAUUCUGAGACGGGAUACAGAGAUAUCACAGUCACGAAGUUGCGAUCAAGUUGCUGGACACAGUGGUUUACUGCAUCAUAUAUUCUAUCUGUUACUUCCUCUACCUUCGGUCAAAAUGGCUGAUGCCUCAGAUGAUUGGAUUGGUAAGUUGUCUGAGAGAGCUUCCUGGUUCUUGGUAGCUUUAUGCUGCAGAUCUGCUGAAGGUCGUAGAAGGGUUGUUUCUGAAAUUGUAAAGGCAUUUAACUAUUUCAUUGGUUCAGCAAGCAACACCUCCAAAGGAUCUUUAAUACCUGACAGAAAAGUUUUGGCUUUCUCUGAGCUUGUGAAUUCCAUAUUGUCGCGGAAUAGUCAGAGCAACUUGCCUGUUCUUGGUUGCUCACCUGAUAUUGCAAAACCUAUGGUAGAUGGUGGAAUGGUGCAAUCUCUUUCUGGUUUGCUGAAAGUAAUUGAUCUUGACCACCCAGAUGCUGCAAGGGUUGUCAACCUGAUAUUGAAGGCUUUGGAUAGCCUCACUAGGACUGCUUAUGCCAGCGAUCAAGUCCUCAAGACAGAUCGAUUUACCAAUAACAGAUUACCAGGGUCACAUGAACAAACACGUGAAGCUGAUGACACUGUAAUCCAUGAACAAACUACAGACGACACACAUGAUCAUACUAAUGACAUCAUCCAAUCUGCAAGUCAGCAAGCUCAAGAACUGUCUCAUGUCGGUGGGAACAAUAAUGAAAACCUUGACCAACCCGCUGAACAAGAAAUGGGAGUUGAUCUAGCCGACAAUAAUACUUCUAAUGGCAAUCCUCCAAUGAGAGCUGUGCAGUUCAUGCGAGAAGAAGCUAUUGAAGGUAAUGUAAUGGCUACUAGUACUGAUGUUGGUUUGGCUUUCUCAGUGCAACAUCAAGUUGAUGAUGAAAUGGGUGUGGAAGAUGAGGAUCUUGGGGAGGAAGGUGAGGAUGAAGAAGAUGAGGAUGAAGAUGAUGAGGAAAUAGCAGAUGAGGGAGCUGGUUUGAUGUCCAUAGCUGACACAGAUAUUGAGGACCAGGAGAACAAUGCAAUUGGUGAUGAAUACAAUGAUGACCUUAUGGAUGAAGAAGAUGAUGACUUUCUUGAGAACCGUGUUGUAGAAGUAAGAUGGAGGGAGAGCUUAACUGGAAUGGAUCAUCAUCUGCGAUUUUCCAGGGGUCGUGCAGACUCCAGUGGUUUUAUUGAUAUAUCUUCUGAGUCAUUUCAUGGUGUGGGGACAGAUGAUUCAUUUAACCUGCAUCGUUCAUUUGGUCUUGAGCGGCGGCGCCAAAGCGGAAGUAGGUCACUUCUUGAUCGACCAAGGACUGAUGGGAAUGCCUUUCUUCAUCCACUGCUUGUCAGGCCAGCACAAUCUAGGGAGGGAACUAGUUUAGCGUGGCCCUCUGGAGGACCCUCCUCAAGAGAUUUUCACACGCUGUCUUUUGGGAAUUCAGACAUCCCCUUAUACAUGUUAGAUGCUGGCUUUCCACCAGAAACUGCUCCCGCCGUGUUUGGUGAACGUGUUGUAAGUACUGCUCCGCCACCUUUGAUAGAUUUCUCACUUGGUUUGGAUUCCCUCCGAAUUAGGCGGGGCCCUGGAGAUAAUUUGUGGACUGAUGAUGGUCAACCACAGGCAGGUAAUCAUGCAGCUGCUGUUGCUCAGGCAGUUGAGGGUCAUUUUGUGUCACAGUUAACUGUGGCUAGUAAUUCAAAUAAUGCUCCUCAGGUGCAGCCUGAACAGACUGGCAAUGCUGUGAAUGCACAAUUAGCGUUACCAGAUACAGGAAAUGCUGAACCUGUAGCAACCGAUCCUCUUUCUCAACCUGUUGGCAGCCAUCAGCCAGUUUGUACUGUUAACCAAGGACUUGCUCCUGCUAAUGAUGUCCUCUGUCCUACAGAUGUGCACGUAAAUCAGCAGCUUGUUGGUUCCAUUUAUGAUAAUCGUGUUGAAGAAGCGGUGCGGCAAACAGCACCUGAUGAUCCUAACGCUAUACCUCAGAGUGAUGAAAUGAUGUGUAUUGCUGAUACACAGCUCGAUGGUCAUCCUGAAAGAGAUUCCUUGUCUGGUAAUGAAAGUUAUGGUCAUAUUAUGCAAAAUGAGAUUGAAGCACCUCAACAAGUUCACUUGGGUAAUGAUCCUAGGGAAGCCCCAUCUGAUCUGGAGUCAAGCUGCCAUGCACUUGUCACUUCUGCAACUGCUGCUCCUGAGCUGAGUGAUGCUCAUGUGGAUUCUGCAGCAGUGGAUGCUGAUGUUGACAUGAAUAGUGUUGAUAUUGCUGAAAAUGAAGUUGAGAACUCAGCUCCUGCUUCUGAUGGCAAUGAUUUGUCUUCUAGGAGGCAUGAAGAAGCUGAGCCUCAGACAGAGCAACCUAAUGCUAAUAAUGAGGCCUCCAGUGCUAAUGAAAUUGAUCCCACAUUUCUUGAAGCAUUGCCUGAGGAUCUUCGUGCUGAAGUCCUUGCUUCUCAGCAGAACCGUUCUGCCCCAGCUGCUUCCUAUACUCCCCCAGCUGCAGAAGAAAUAGAUCCUGAGUUUUUGGCUGCUCUUCCACCAGAUAUACAGGCUGAGGUUCUAGCCCAGCAGCGAGCACAGAGGAUUGCCCACUCUCAACCAGUUGGGCAGCCAGUAGAUAUGGAUAAUGCUUCGAUUAUAGCAACUUUCCCUCCUGAUUUACGUGAAGAGGUGCUUUUGACCUCAUCCGAAGCUGUUCUGUCUGCGCUUCCUUCAGCUUUACUUGCUGAAGCUCAAAUGCUACGGGACAGAGAGUUGAGUCGCUAUCGUGCUAGAGGGAGCCUUUUUGGUGGAAGCUACAGGCUUGGAGGGAGGAGGCUGCCAACUGAUAAUCAGACAAUUAUAGACAGAGCUGUUGGUGUUACUGUGGGUAGAAGGGUUAUUUCUACUACACCAGGCGGUUCAAAGGGUAAAGAUGUGGAGGGGACCCCGCUUCUGGACUCAGAAGCUCUGCGGGCACUUAUUCGCCUCCUGCAGCUUGCUCCGCCACUCAGCAAAGGCCUUCUUCAAAGGCUUAUGUUCAAUUUAUGCGCACAUAGUGUCACACGUGUUACCUUGGUUGGCCAUCUGCUCAACAUGAUUAAACCUGAAUCUGAAGGGCUUAGCGUAUCUGAUUGCAUGGCUACAUAUAGAUUACAUGGAUGUCAGUGGAACAUUGUUUACGCACAACCUUACUCUGCAAAUGGUCUACCUCCACUUGUAACACGGCGACUUCUUGAAAUCCUGACAUAUCUUGCUUCUAACCAUCCAUCUGUUGCGGAUCUUUUGAUCCAUUUCAAUCCUUCAGCUAGUUCAAACUGUUUGACAUUACAUCACAAUAAAGAGACAUCUCAAGAAAGUUCAACGCCGAACAUGAUGCAACCAUCUUCAGAGGGUUAUACACCUAUUCUAUUGUUUCUUAAGCUUCUAAAUAAACCCUUAUUUCUGCGGAGUCGCGUAUAUCUUGAGCAGGUGAUGUGUUUGCUGGAAGUAGUUGUUCACAAUGCUGCAUCCCAAAUUGAUUGUCCACCUCACUCUGCACAGAUAACUAACAGUUCAGAUAUUGAAUUAGUUGAUGGGACACCAUCUCAAACACAGGUGGAACCAUCUACUCUGGAACAAGGUCAUAUCCCGGAUAAUAACCAAAGCAGAGAUGUUGAGGUCCCACCAUCUUGUGCUAAACAGAAUGAUAAUGUGCAUGAAAUCCUUACUCAGCUUCCUGAUGCUGAGUUACAUAAUCUAUGCAAUAUUCUUGCACUUGAGGGUCUUCCAGAUAAAGUGUACUCACUUGCUGCGGAGGUGGUGAAACAAUUGACUAGUGUUGCAGCAUCGCAUCGGAAAUUCUUUUCCAUUGAGUUAGCUGGUGUUGCUCAGAGUUUAAGUUCUUCAGCAGUUGAGGAGCUUGUAACACUGAAGAACACUCAAAUGCUUGGGCUCAGUACUUGCUCUAUGGCUGGAGCUGCGAUCUUGCGGGUACUGCAAGUCCUAUCUACACUGACUUCGGGUGUGAUGGAUAGUAGAUAUGAAAAAGAUUUACGACAGGAAGAGCAGUCUAUUUUGUGGGAUCUGAAUGUCGGUCUUGAACCUUUGUGGCAAGAGUUAAGUGAUUGUAUAAGUGCCACAGAGGCAAAAUUUGUACACAAUUCAUCACUCGCUUCCCAUGCCCCAUUGAUGGAUGCUUUAGAAGUUGGUGCUUCAUCCUCUGGUUCAUCAUCGCUUCCUCCAGGCACUCAACGCUUGUUGCCGUUCAUAGAAUCAUUCUUUGUCCUAUGCGAGAAGCUUCAAACAAAUCAACCAGUUACACAAUCAGAUUACAGUGUUACUGCCCCCGAAGUAAAAGAAUCUGCUGGAAGUUCAUCUUCACCAUCACUGAAGACUGGUGGGAUCUGCAAUGUUACUUUUAUAAGGGUUGCAGAAAAGCAUCGACGGCUACUCAAUGUUUUCAUUCGACAAAAUCCAAGCUUACUGGAGAAGUCACUUUCUAUGAUGUUGAAAGUGCCAAGGCUGAUAGAUUUUGACAACAAACGUGCUUACUUCCGGUCGCGGAUCAGACAGCAGCAUGAUCAGCUUCUUUCAGCUCCUCUACGCAUUAGUGUUCGCAGGGCUUAUGUUUUGGAGGACUCAUAUAAUCAGUUGAGAUUACGUCGUACCCAGGAUCUCAAAGGUCGCUUGACUGUGCAAUUUCAAGGGGAAGAGGGCAUAGAUGCUGGAGGACUAACUAGGGAAUGGUACCAACUGCUCUCUAGAGUUAUUUUUGACAAAGGAGCUCUUCUCUUCACUACAGUUGGAAACAACGCGACUUUCCAGCCUAAUCCUAACUCUGUUUUUCAAACGGAGCACCUUUCUUACUUCAAGUUUGUUGGUCGAGUGGUUGCUAAAGCAUUAUUUGAUGGCCAAUUGUUGGAUGUCCACUUUACCCGUUCAUUUUACAAACAUAUCUUAGGUGCUAAAGUAACAUAUCAUGAUAUAGAGGCUAUUGAUCCUGAUUACUACAAGAAUUUGAAGUGGAUGCUGGAGAAUGAUGUAAGUGACCUUCCCGAUUUAACAUUCAGCAUGGAUCCUGAUGAGGAAAAGCAUAUUCUCUACGAGAAGACUGAGGUUACGGAUUAUGAGCUAAAACCGGGUGGAAGAAACAUCAGGGUUACUGAGGAAACAAAGCAAGAAUAUGUUGACCUUGUAGCGGAACAUAUACUGACCACUGCAAUUCGUCCUCAAAUUAAUGGUUUCCUUGAAGGCUUCACAGAGUUAGUUCCAAGGGAUCUAAUAUCGCUAUUCAAUGAUAAAGAACUUGAGCUGCUGAUCAGUGGUCUUCCUGAAAUUGACCUGGAUGAUCUGAAGGUUAACACGGAAUAUAUAGGAUAUUCAGCUGCAUCUCCUGUCAUCCAGUGGUUCUGGGAAGUUGUUAAAGCAUUCAGCAAGGAAGACAUGGCGAGACUACUGCAGUUUGUUACCGGAACAUCUAAGGUACCAUUGGAGGGUUUCAAAGCGCUACAAGGUAUUUCUGGCCCCCAGAGAUUUCAGAUUCACAAGGCGUAUGGAGCUCCAGACCGACUUCCAUCUGCUCAUACCUGCUUUAAUCAGUUGGAUUUACCGGAAUAUACCUCAAAGGAGCAAUUAGAAGAACGACUGCUUCUUGCCAUUCAUGAAGCUAGUGAAGGUUUCGGCUUUGGUUGA
Miscanthus lutarioriparius is the source of this 11094-nucleotide messenger RNA. NCBI's taxonomy places the organism in Eukaryota, Viridiplantae, Streptophyta, Magnoliopsida, Poales, Poaceae. The record is from the annotation of a GenBank genome assembly.